This is a messenger RNA of Solea senegalensis (Senegalese sole), 2365 nucleotides long. Its product is annotated as E3 ubiquitin-protein ligase znrf2-like. The transcript has 4 exons. The record is from RefSeq and is a predicted model, not a curated record. NCBI's taxonomy places the organism in Eukaryota, Metazoa, Chordata, Actinopteri, Pleuronectiformes, Soleidae. The coding region runs from base 464 to 1051 and encodes 195 amino acids.
AGGGAGGAGAGCAGCCUCUGAUUUUAUUUUUCUUCGCAGACAGAGCGGAGUUAAGCACGAAAACAAACUUGAACCACGCGAUCCGUGGCCUCGACGUCUGCGUUGACGCGCGCGCAUGAAGCGGAGGAAACGAGGCCGCUGCACCGACGACGUUUGAUCUUUGCUCUUUUUCCUUUGUUGAAAAAAAAACACGGAAGGGCUUUGACAAGAAAAAAACCAAAACAACAACCAUUAAGUUAUGCGUCAGUGAGUGCGCACUUUACGCACCAGGGGCGCACCGUGAAACUUUGACAUGUCACACCUCGCCUUUAGUUUGCGUCGUGUGUUCGGCUUUGUCUCCUUUGUUGUUGUUGUUGUUGUUGUUGUUGUUGUUGUCGUCGUCAGCUCUUCACUGUGAACAUGCGUCGCGGUUAAGAAACUUUUAAAGCGCACUCCAAAAAACAAACAAACACCCAGAGGCAGCAUGGGGGCCAAACAGAGCAACCCAGUGUUCGACGGCAGAACUCGGGCUUAUUCCAGCUCCGAUCUCCCGUCUGGCAACACCAGCGGCGGGGAGAGGAUCGCCGGGUUCAGGUACACGAACGGACCGGAUGGACCGCGGAUCCGGUACACAGGCGCGGGGCCGACCAGCUCCGGCCUGAGUAUACCGGGCGGCGGCAGGUCAGGGUCACAUGAACUCAACCAGAGCCUCGAUGGCACGGACGGUGACGGUGAGGGCGAGCUGCCCCCUGACGGCCACAGGCUGCUCAUAGGCUCGUUACCUGCACACCUGUCCCCUCACCUGCUGGGAGGCUUCCACUGCCCUGUCUGCUCCAAGUUUAUGGCGUCUGAUGAAAUAGAGAAGCACCUGCUCAUGUGUUUCAGCAAAACACACCUCACCUACAACAAGGACAUCCUGUCCAGAGACUCUGGGGAGUGUGCCAUCUGUUUAGAAGACAUGGAGCAGGGAGACACCAUCGCCAGACUGCCCUGUCUCUGCAUCUACCAUAAAGGGUGCAUAGACGAGUGGUUUGAGGUGAACCGCUCGUGUCCAGAACACCCCGCCGACUAGAAGCUGCGAGAGUUAACAUUUCAACAUCACUGUGGUCGACUGUGUCUCCGCUGACCUCAUCCCAACACUGUCUGUGUGAGCCGAUCGUCAGCCGAGCUCGAGCCGAGCUUGAGCCGAGCUUGAGCCGAGCUUGAGCCGAGCUUGAGCCGAGCUUCGGCUGCUCCUCAGGGAUUCUAAGACAUUUCAUUUUUCGUAUCUCUUCGUGGACGUUUGGAAACAUUUCUUUCAAGACGUCAUGUGACAUUCUCAGAACUUACUGGUGGAGCCAUUUUGUUUCCAGAAUUAUGUGAAUGUUCGUGACUCCGCCUGCUGGAUUAAAGAGGGUUCAUAACAACACGGGAACUGGAGAGAGACGUUCUGCUGCAGGGCGUUUACGGAGGAAUAUCGCAUUCACGUGAAAUCAUUUUUAAAAAUUUGUGUUUCGAGCUGUUUUUUUAUGAGAUUACGAGAGAUUUUUGGGGGGUUUUUUUUUCCAGGUCUGUUUUUACAAAAAAAUUCCGGGGUCUGUUUUAUGAAAAAAAAUUGCGGGGUCUGUAUUAGCGUGAUUUUUUUCGGGUCUGUUUUAACGACAUUUACGACAGAAGAAUCUCCCAACGUCUGAAACCCAAAGUUAAGUAAAAAAACUGGACAUCUUUGCUUUCAAGUCAGCGACGAUCAAGCUUUAAUCUCAUUCACUCAGCAGAAAAAGUCAUCCCCCCACAAAAAAUGUCACUAAAACAGCCUUUUUAAAAAUGAUUUUAGGUGACUGCGAUACGCUUCCGUACGAAGGUGUUAAAGCAAAGUGACGUUUAAAUCCGACGAGAAUCUCUUGUAGGAGAGAGUUGGGUCGACGCCUGUUCACAGACUGGAUCGCAGACUGGAUCGCAGACUGGGUCGCAGACUGGGUCGCAGACUGGAUUAGAGUCUGUUGUUGUGCAAUGUGAAAAAAACCCCCAGCCAUAAACAAUGAGUAACACCAAAAUCAACUUUAAGGGAUGAUUACAGUGUUGAUUGUAGUAAGGAUGUAAAAACAUUGGCGAUCACUACUGUGUGUUAAACAAUCAUCAUGUGCCGUAGAAGAGUUGGUCUAACAUGUUUUUGUUUUUGUUUUUUUAGAACCACACUGGUGUGAUUAUGUAGUUUAUUGGUGAAAAUGACGUUGAUUCAUAAAUCUCUCUCUCUCUCUCCAGGGGAGUGUCGUAAUAUGCUGCUAUGCCAUAGACUGGGACGUUUUCCCUGUAACCUUUGAACCCUUUGUCCAAUGUAUUUUGUAUUUGUACUGUAAUGGAUUGCACAAGAAUAAAUGUUUUGUCUCCGUGUCUCUUCCUUGCACAA